AUGGUCAUUUCAAUUGAACCCACAGCUUUACUCUCACCUCUUCCCAGAGCAGACGGUUCUGCCACUUUCUCACAGAAUGGUUACACUGUUAUUGGCGCUGUAAACGGUCCUAUUGAAAUUCAAAGACGCGAUGAAUUACCAGAAGAGGCGGCUAUAGAUGUUAUCGUGAGACCAGCUGCUGGUGUUGGAGGUACCCGUGAGAGACAUCUUGAAGCAAUCCUUCAAUCUUCUUUGCGCCAAAUAAUACUCAUCCACAAUUUUCCACGAACCCUUAUUCAGGUCACUUUACAAAUCACAAGUACACCAGAAAAUGAUACUGCUUGGUCGAAGCUUGUACAGGCCAGCUCGAACCUUCCCCUACUCCCAGCGCUCCUUCAAACAUCCGUUCUGGCCUUAUUGUCUGCUUCUAUACCACUAUCGAUGACGAUGACAUCGGUACUACUUGCCUUGAAGAAUACUGAGACAGGCACAACUCUUACAGAAAAUCCUACCCCCCUCGAAUGCCAAGAUGCAGCUUCAGUCCAUGUACUAGCAUUCACAUCACAUGGGGAACUGCUGGUCUCUGAGAGUGAGGGAAGCUUUGAUAUGAAUGAGUGGGAGGAAAUAUACGAGCAUGCAAAGGCCUUAUGCUGCAAAGGUCACGGAUCGACUGAGGAUGAUAUCAUGCAUGGGGAUGGGCUUGAAAAUGAGGCUAAUUCAAGCCUCAUGAUGUUCGUAAAAUCAACUGUACAAGAAAAGGUUGCUACCGACCUCCAUUGGAAAGGUUGA
This is a messenger RNA of Sclerotinia borealis F-4128, 768 nucleotides long. The record is from the annotation of a GenBank genome assembly. NCBI's taxonomy places the organism in Eukaryota, Fungi, Ascomycota, Leotiomycetes, Helotiales, Sclerotiniaceae.